Messenger RNA from Rattus rattus (black rat), 4309 nucleotides. RefSeq names its product zinc finger FYVE-type containing 1 (gene Zfyve1). Bases 657 to 2990 code for a protein of 777 amino acids. Lineage: Eukaryota; Metazoa; Chordata; Mammalia; Rodentia; Muridae. The transcript has 12 exons. The record is from RefSeq and is a predicted model, not a curated record. Gene Ontology annotation, molecular function: metal ion binding.
CUCCCUCUCUGGGUUGCGCUGUUCAUGCCUUCCUGUUGGUCCGAGCUGGGAGAAGUUCACUCUGAUCAGCUGAUUCCAACUGACAACAAGAGAGGAGGAAGCCUGGGAGGCAGCAGAGGAGGAGGGGGCGGAGAUGGAACUGAGGAUGGAUCCACCGGGGCCCUAGAGCAGCCCGGGUCCCGUCGCCAAUCCGCGUCCCGCCACACACCGCCUUGCCUUGGCCGAGCUGCUCCGGGUAGCCCUUGAAACACUGGCCCGAGGUCCAAGUAGAUCGAACAGCUCCUCACCGCCUUCUUCCAUCACUAUGACUUUGUAGCUGAGGCCCAAACCGAUGAGCCGACCUUUGUGAACCCAGCAGACCGCUCGGCGUGCACGUGCCGCAGAGGCUCUGUCAUUUCCACCACAUCUUUCUUUGCACUUUGCAGAGGAUGAGACCAUCAAACUCGGUUGUCGCUGCUGCUGGUUCAAGGGACUUGGAGGCAGACAAUUAAAAACUUGAACAUUUGUGAGUGUGUAAAACUCCUAAGCCAGACAGGUUUUCAGAACCCUGUGGACGCGCUAGCCGCCUUCAGACUCAAAGCAUUUGUCUUCCUUCGUUCCUGGAAAAGCACAGUAGUGACUGUUGCAGGGUGGGUGGUUUCCAGAGAGUCUCAGUUAUGAGUGCCCAGACUUCCUUAGCAGAGAAGGGCCUGAAUCCGGGCCUCAUGUGCCAGGAGAGUUAUGCUUGCAGCGGGACUGAUGAAGCUGUCUUCGAAUGCGAUGAGUGUUGUAGUUUGCAGUGUCUCCGCUGUGAGGAAGAACUCCACCGGCAGGAGCGCCUUCGAAACCAUGAGCGGAUAAGACUCAAAGCUGGCCAUGUCCCUUACUGUGACCCCUGCAAGGGCCCCAACGGGCAUUCGCCAGGCGUCAGGCAGAGGGCAGCCGUGAGGUGCCAGGCCUGCAAGAUCAACCUGUGUCUGGAGUGCCAGAAGAGGACUCAUUCAGGGGGGAACAAGAGAAGACACCCCGUUACCGUGUACCAUGUCAGUAAGGUCCAGGAGUCCCUGGAGGGGGACGAGAUGGAUGAGGAGACCAAGAGGAGGAAGAUGACAGAGAGGGUUGUGAGCUUCCUCCUGGUAGAUGAAAACGAAGAGAUCCAGGUAACAAAUGAAGAGGACUUUAUUAGGAAAUUGGACUGUAAGCCUGACCAGCAUCUCAAGGUGGUUUCCAUUUUUGGAAAUACUGGUGAUGGAAAGUCCCAUACCCUCAACCACACUUUCUUCCAUGGCCGAGAAGUCUUCAAAACGUCCCCUGCUCAGGAGUCCUGCACCGUGGGAGUGUGGGCAGCUCAUGACCCAGUCCAUAAGGUAGCAGUGAUAGACACAGAAGGGCUCUUGGGGGCCACCGUGAAUCUGAGCCAGAGGACACGGCUGCUGCUAAAGGUCCUGGCCAUCUCAGACUUGGUCAUCUAUCGAACUCAUGCAGACCGGCUGCACAAUGACCUCUUCAAAUUCCUUGGGGACGCCUCGGAAGCUUACCUGAAGCACUUUACCAAGGAACUCAAGGCUACCACUGCACGCUGUGGCCUGGAUGUCCCCUUAUCCACUCUGGGCCCUGCAGUCAUUAUUUUCCACGAGACUGUGCACACUCAGCUUCUGGGUUCUGAUCACCCCUCAGAGGCUCCUGAGAAGCUCAUCCAGGACCGGUUCAGGAAGCUGGGCCGCUUCCCUGAAGCCUUUAGCUCCAUUCAUUACAAGGGAACGAGGACGUACAAUCCCCCCACAGACUUCUCUGGGCUUCGGCGUGCCCUGGAACAGCUGCUAGAGAACAACACUACGAGGUCUCCUCGGCACCCAGGGGUCAUCUUCAAAGCCCUGAAGGCACUAAGUGACCGCUUCAGCGGUGAGAUCCCCGAUGACCAGAUGGCGCACAGUUCAUUUUUUCCAGAUGAGUACUUCACCUGCUCCUCGCUCUGCCUCAGCUGUGGGGCGGGAUGUAAGAACAGCAUGAACCACGGCAAGGAAGGGGUGCCUCAUGAAGCCAAGAGCCGUUGUCGGUACUCACACCAGUAUGACAACCGAGUUUAUACCUGCAAGGCCUGCUAUGAGAGAGGCAAGGAAGUCAGCGUGGUGCCCAAAACAUCCGCCUCCACCGACUCUCCCUGGAUGGGUCUGGCGAAGUAUGCCUGGUCCGGGUAUGUGAUCGAAUGUCCUAACUGCGGUGUGGUCUAUCGGAGCCGUCAGUACUGGUUUGGGAACCAAGAUCCUGUGGAUACAGUAGUUCGGACAGAGAUUGUACAUGUGUGGCCUGGAACGGAUGCAUUUCUGAAGGAUAACAACAAUGCCGCCCAGCGUCUGUUGGAUGGGAUGAACUUUAUGGCUCAGUCAGUGUCUGAGCUUAGCCUUGGACCCACUAAGGCUGUGACUUCUUGGCUAACGGACCAGAUCGCUCCUGCCUACUGGAGGCCCAACUCCCAGAUCCUGAGCUGCAACCAGUGUGCGACAUCCUUCAAGGACAACGACACCAAGCAUCACUGCCGGGCCUGUGGUGAGGGCUUCUGUGAUAGCUGUUCAUCCAAGACCCGGCCAGUGCCCGAGAGGGGCUGGGGACCCGCGCCUGUCCGUGUGUGUGACAACUGCUACGACGCCAGGAAUGUCCAGUUAGAUGUGGCUGAGGCGCAGGCAGAUGACGAAGGCGGAACGCUGAUCGCCAGGAAGGUGGGCGAGGCCGUGCAGAACACCUUGGGAGCCGUGGUGACAGCUAUUGACAUACCACUAGGCCUGGUGAAAGACGCUGCCAGGCCAGCCUACUGGGUGCCCGACCACGAGAUCCUGCACUGCCACAACUGCCGCAAGGAGUUCAGCGUCAAGCUCUCCAAGCACCACUGCCGAGCCUGCGGACAGGGCUUCUGCGACGAGUGCUCCCAUGGCCGCAGGGCUGUGCCCUCUCGAGGCUGGGACCAUCCAGUCCGAGUCUGCUUCAACUGCAAUAAAAAGCCUGGUGACCUUUAACCCCAGUUCCCUCUCCACUCCUUCACAGUUCCUUAGGUUCUCAGGGUUAGAAACAAGUCUCACUGAGGUAGGCCCUCCUCCUGGUCACCUGGUGUGGUGUGGUGUGGUGUGUGUGCCCCCUCACAUCCCUGGGCUAUUUUCCUCAGUGGAGGUGAGCCUGGCGGUAGAUCCGAAGGCAUGAACCACCUCAGGGCAGGGGACGGAGGGAACAGCUCCCAGUAAAGCAGAUUGGACAAGAGUCCAUUGCAUUUAUUUCAGCUAAAAUAAUAAAUCUCUCUCUCUCCAUUCAUCCACGUAGAGUGGAUUUGGAGUGCUCAAGACUGUUCUGCUUUGAAGACUUACCCUGGCCUGUCCCCGGCACAGGGACAGAGUGGCACUGGGAGUCAGUCUUUCUCCUGAAGCGAGCCAGGCUUAGAGUCACCUUUUGCUGCUUCUCCCAGAGCUUGGCAGAGUCCUUUUCUGCCCCUUCUCCCUCCUGCUCCAGCUGCCUGAUUGGCCGGCCGCCUGGGUCUGAACCUGCUGCUUGAAGCAGUGUUGGUUCUGGCUUGUUCUGGGCAGAGGUCCGGCUUGGUUGGUGUGUAAGCUGCUGGUAUGUGUAAGGGGCAGAGGGCAGGCAGGCAGGCAGGCAGGCAGGGUCUUGAGAUAUAGAAGUGAAAAUGCAGGUCCUGGCAGGAUAUCUGCUCCUGGAUGCUUCUGUCUCCAUUAGGUUUUCUUAGAAGGCCAUACCCUGCCCCUUAGUCAGAGCUCAGCUCCUCCCUCCCCCCUGACUCCAGUCUGCCCCUUCUGAGGAUUUUUAUUACUCAAAGUGUCUUACUCUUUGUUCCCAUACAUACAACCCCUCUGUCUGUUAUAGGGGGAGGGGUGACCACGAGAAACCUUCCAGGGAAACAGCACAGAAUGGACUGUUAGUUGUGUUUUUUAAAAAUAUAUAUAAAUAUAUAAAUAAAUAUUUCAACAGAUCAUAAUGGAAAAAACUUCUCUUUGGUUCUUACAAGAGAAACGAAGUGAACAAAUGUUUCUCAAAAAGAGCUUGGAUAUCCUAUCGAUCAUGACUGGAAGACUGUUGUGCUCAACUCCUGUGGGGUGGAGUUCAUCUUCAGUGGCCAAAAAAAGAAGAAUUACAGCAAUGUUGUUAUUGAUUGAACUGAUGGGUGGGUGGAGCCUCGGGAAGUAUGUGGGCGGGCAGUCGUCCCUGGGGUGUGUAUCCAGUGGUUAGCCUUGGAAUGGAUUGGUCCUUCUCAGAUCUGUCCUUUCUGCUUCCCGAGGCCCUGCUCUAGAACUGUGUCAUCAUUCACCACUAUAAAGGACUCUUCUGCUGA